Molecule: messenger RNA, 3369 nt
Organism: Closterium sp. Yama58-4
Lineage: Eukaryota; Viridiplantae; Streptophyta; Zygnematophyceae; Desmidiales; Closteriaceae
Source: the annotation of a GenBank genome assembly
AUGGCUACUCAGAUCCACAACCCUGACGACGAGAUGGCCCUCGUUGACGAGGACCUCCAGCUCGAUGGCGAAGAGCUUCACCUUGAUGAGCUCCCCGUCAUCCCCCUUGCUCAUCCCCCUACAGCUGAUGCGCCCCCGGCGGCCAAAAAGGUGUGCGUCGAAGCCCCUCCGCCUGCGCCCGUCCCCUCGGCGCCGUCUCGCAGUGUCAUGUCGGCUUUCGCUCCUUCCCUGACCGGCAGCGCCUCGGGUGCUCCUUUGGGCGCCUCCUCCCCCGCACUCGCUGCUCCUGCUCCGCCCCUUGCCUUGCACAGGUCUGCCAGUCCGAUCUCCCCUCGCCCUGGCGCUGCUCUCGGAGCCGGCGUCGCCCUGGCGGCCCACGCUCCUAGUCCCGCGCCUUCCCGCACCCUCCGCCGCCCGAGGCCCGGCCCGGUCAUGCCCCGCCGUCGUCUCGCAGUGGUCACGCUCCUUCUGCCCGAGACGGGAGUGGAUGCCAUCCGCGCGGAUCUCAUCGCCCGCAUCACCGCCAUGCUGAAACCGCAUUUCUUCCGCCGCGGCUCUGUCCCGGAGUUUGAAGUUGCCACCAGCGAGCCGCUCCGGGUUCCGCGUCGCGCCUAUGCAAAGCUCUGCUUCUCCUGGCUGACGGAGGAAGAGGCAGAGGAUUUUAAGCGCCUUUUCCCCCGCUCCAUUCCUCUGAGCGCCUCUCGCUCCGUGCUUCUUAAGGUGUUCGAAGAUCGCAACCCGGGUUUCACGGCUGCCAAAGCUCCGGGUGCCGCCACGCUGUCGCUCCGGAACAUUCCCCCGGGGUUCACUCCGGAGGACGUCCGCGAAUUCCUGCUUCACGGUGCAAACCCGUCCGAGCCGGCUUGGCUCGCGGAUCUGCAGUUCUUCCAUCGUACCACCGACCCCUACGAGGAGGUUUUCCUCCCCGUCUUCACUAGCAUUCCUCUUCCCCCCCGGAUGACCCUUCCUUCUCCCGCAUCCCCGCUGUCAUCCCGUUUGAGGACGACUCCCCUCCCGCCCUGCUCAACAUUUCCACCCACGUCUGCGCCUACUGUGGGAACAAUCACGGUGCUGAUGGCUGCUGCCGUUUCUUUCUGCACGGCGCACCUGCCCCUUUACCCUGAUACGCUCUCCCCCUGUCCCCCCUACUGCCCCCUCUUCCCAGGUCCUCCCUUAACAACUCUUCCAGCAGCCAGGUGGCUAUCAAUCCCCCAUCCCAGUCCUCAGCUGUUAUGCUUCUCCUCCCGCCCCCUCUCUGCAUCCCCCUGUCCCGCCCCGCAGCUCUCCCCCGGCUUUUGUGCUCGUGCCUCUCCCUCGCCACGGAUACUUCAGCCCCUUGGCUCCGGCCCAUCUUGUUUCUCUGCCAUUCUCCCUCGCUCUCCAUUUAUUUCCCCUACAGCAGCCUCAUGGUCCUUACUGCCUCCUUACGUGAACUGGCUCGCUUGUCAUAACACCCCUUGUCUCCCUUCAACGCCCCCCUACACCCUUCUAAGUGCUCCUGCCAUGCUCCCUCUUUACCUUCUUUGCUCCCUUCUCCUAUCGCCCCCCCCACUCUUACCCCUAGGCCAAAUCCUCGGGGCUCGUCCGGCGCCCGAUGCUUUCUGCAAGGACCCGGGCUUCCUCUACAUCGGGCUCGACACCGAUGUCGAGCCCUGGACCUGCGUCCCGUGCAACUUCGCCUGCGGCCCUGCCCUCGACUCUGCCAUGGUGCACAUGGCCUCCGAUGCGCAUACCUCCAACCUGCGCGCAGCUGCCAAGGGCCCUGCUGCAAAGGAAAAGUACAGCAACUGGAGGGCCCUUACCUUCCUGGCUACCCCCCAGAUUGCGGCAUUCCUCUCCCACACCCCCACUACGGCUCUCGAAGCCCCCCCUGCCGCCGCAUGCAUAGUUCUUGCUAGCGAUUUCAAUUCGGUCGUCCUCCCCGAGGACCGCAACCGCACUCUGCACGGUCAUGAGCAGAACGAGGCCGCCUCAGUCUCGAACCUCUUGUCAUCCCAUUCCCUUCUUGACUCGUUCCGCGCCCUUCACCCCGCAACCACCCUCUUCUCCUAUAUUGGUCGGCAACGACUCACUGUACUUCCGCCUCCCCCCCCUCCGGCCGCUCGGCUGGACCGCAUUUACGUGUCUACCGCCUUCCUCUCCUGCCUCCAUGCAUCACAUUACCUCCUCACCCCUAACCUUAUCUCGGAUCACCUGUCUGCCCCACUGUGCUCUCUUGGUUUUGAUAACCCCAUCAUGGCUCCCCGGCCGUGGAGGCUUAGCGCCUCCCUGCUGCGCCGCCCACACCUGACCCACAUCUUGGAUGCGCAUCUCCUACGCCUUUCCCCCCAACCGACUCCAGACGAUUGGGACCAUUGGAAACAGCAGCUCUCUCUAAGUCUUAAAUGCUUCUCUAACGAGGAGCGGCGUCAUGUCUCAGGAACCAUGGCCCACCUACGCCACCUUAUAGGUCGCCUCCAGACCCAAGCUGCCUGUUCCGCCCUGAGCAUGGAAGACAACGCCCGCCUCAACAAAGCUGGGUUACAACUCAUGAAAUAUGAGGCUUCCAAAACCGCAGAGCUAGCCCUCAAAGCCAAGCUCAAGGUCGAAGGCCAUCAUGAAAUGGGCCUCUCUUCGCUACUCGCUGGCCUCAACGCUCGCAUCAAAGCCUCUCUCAUCUCGUCUCUUACUCUUUCAAAUGGUGACACGUCCUCCCACCUCCCGUCAAUGACUACGGAAUGCACUUGCUACUUUCAACACCUAUACUCUGGCUCCACGCCCGUCGUCCCUAACCCCUCCUUCUGGAGACACAUCCCUCGCUCCACCCUGCCCGACUCGCUAUCUCGUCUCUUGCAAUCACCCCUCUCCCUCUCUGAAAUUGGGAAAGCUCUUGGACAACUAUCGCGGGGAAAAACUCCAGGCCCGAAUGGUCUCGCUGGUGAGCUCUUCCGAUCAUUCACUCCCCGGUUUGCCCUAGCCUUCCAUUCCUUGAUAGGCUCACAAUCCCCCACCGCAUUACCUUUGUCUAUGCUCUUUGGUCGCACUGUUCUUAUUCCCAAGAAGGGUGACUCUACGCUCGUAGAAAACCUCCGACCCAUCACGCUCAUGAACUCUGACUACAAGGUGCUUGCCUUAUGCCUCGCCAACCGCCUCCAGUGCGUGCUUUCUCAUAUUAUUCACCCCUCCCAGACUGCCUUUAUCAAAUGCCGCAAAAUUGGCGAUACCAUCAACGAUACUCUUGACAUUAUGGAUUGGGCUUCGUAUUCGCGCACCCCCCUCCUCACUCUUACUGUCGAUUUCCGCAAAGCAUAUGACCUCGUCGACCGAGCUUUUCUCCUGCCUGCGUCUACCCUCGCCAUUUGUCCACUGGGUAUGCCUCAUGCACUCUGA